Cryptotermes secundus is the source of this 2002-nucleotide messenger RNA. Its product is annotated as growth arrest-specific protein 1. The transcript has 3 exons. The record is from RefSeq and is a predicted model, not a curated record. Gene Ontology annotation, biological process: regulation of cell cycle. NCBI's taxonomy places the organism in Eukaryota, Metazoa, Arthropoda, Insecta, Blattodea, Kalotermitidae. The coding region runs from base 277 to 978 and encodes 233 amino acids.
CGUAUCUUUUAUCAUCCGAGCAACAUUACGCCCUGAGACUUGAAUAAACAAAAGCCGGUGAACUUCCUGUCUCUGGAAUGUUAGGACGUGGCAACGUGGCAAGCUGUGUGGAGGGGUCCCGACUCGGUCCGGGGGCGGAGCGACCGGUUGGCUGUCAUCUUGGUGCUUCACAACUUAAUUCUGCCGAGAACGGUGUGGUGUGUGGUUGCCUGAGUAAGAGUGAGUGUCCUCAAGUUGGAGCCAUGUGAAAUUUACCACGGGCCAUCUGUUAAGGUGAUGUUCCCUCUGUUGGCGAUGGCGGUGUGCUGUGUGCUCCGCGUGGUGCUGGCGUCAUCGUCGUGCGAAGAGGCUCGUCUCAAAUGCGCCUAUCGGACCGGCUGUGGCAUGGCGCUACAGAACUACAUCGUGGGCUGCUCUGGGGUGCUCCACGGGCCCGCGGCCUCGUGCCCCGAGUCCUGCCAGCACGCCCUCAUUGCCCUCACUUCCACUGAGGAGGGUAAGGACCUCAUGACGUGCGUCUGCGCAGACGAGUUCUGCGAGGAGACGAAGCGCAAGGUGGAGAUCUGCCGCCCUCACGUGCUCGUCGCCAAUCGGAACGAGACGAUCGUGAGCUGUCGCGUCGCGCAGUGGAUCUGCACCGCCGACGCCCUGUGUUCCACGGCCCUGGACUACUACCACCGCUACUGCCGCGCCAUGUUCCACGGCAAGAAGUGCACGCACCGCUGCAACAACAGCAUCUCCAUCCUGCGCAGACAGGAGAAGGCGGCCAAGCUGAACUCGUGCCGCUGUGACGGCCAGGAGGAGUACGACUGCCCCCGCAUCCGCACCAAUAUGGCCCGCCUCUGCUUCCACAAGGAGCCUUCCGACCACCAGGAGCUGCCGCCCCCCGCCCCUCCCAGUGGGGCCUCCCCACGAGCGGUCAGCCUAGUCGUGGUGCAGCUCAUGGCGUCGCUACUGCGAUGGGCCGUCUUCACCUGACACAGGCUGGACAUGUAGGGACCUUAUCUACCUCUCGCUCACCGCUCAGUAUUCAAAAAGCAACUCAGGAACAGGUCGCACUGGCCGCAUGGAAUCCAAGACAGUGCUCCCAUCUGGCGGCGUGUUUCAGUAAUUUGGUUACAGGGUGUUGGAGCUACCAGUUUGAUGUGUGAACUUAUACAAAUUUCAACUCAGUGUAAGCUUUAAACAAGACAAGUGACUACACGAUAUGGACAGUAGUGGCCUCUUGCGACACCAAAGAACGUCUUACGUUGAACUCCUGCCCUUUGUUGGGUGCUUGUACAGAUUCAUGAAACAGAUUGCUCGAAUCCUAAUUAUUUAACGAGAGAGUACUUGGUGAGUUUAGUAUGUGAGGAAGGAGGGAGCACGAUGCAAUGCAUAAAACGAUUUUACCAAAUUAUUACAUGUAUCUAAUAGUGCUGGUUCCUUUUUCACCUUAUUAAAAUGAAUAUUUAAUUUAUUGCUUUCUCUAAGUAGAAAUGUCUCGAUAUAAUUUUAGCAUGGAUUUGCGGAUUCUACUUGAAGGCCGUUGAAACAAAAUUUCGAAAUAAUCGUUUCAAUUUUAGUAUCUGGAUAAUUAAUAAGAUAGGAAUGACGUCAGUUACUUGACAUGGCGUUAGAACAAAGGCCUAGCUGUAACGAAAUUGAUUUGGCCAUUUUUCUGACAUUCACCACAGCCUUCAGAGGCCUAACAGUAAAAGUAUGGAGCUUUAUACAGCACGCCCCCGCGUAAAAGAAUGGAUGUAUUCUUGAAACUGAAAUUCCGCAACGUGAACCUUAUUUGCCCACCCACUUGCGUGCUAUAAAUGCAGAUACGUCCCUACAGAAAUUCUGUCGGUCAUCGCUCCUUUGCCCAUCAUAAGCACUUACUCUCUUCCAAAACAUUUAAAAAGGAGUAACACUUUCACACCCUAAAAUAAGACAGGAACACAGUAAACCCUCGCUAAUCCGGAUCGAACGUUUCGGAGGAACGUCGGUUAACACAAUAUCUACACGGCGCCAC